UUUUUUGAAAAUUAAAAAAAUGCAUUUAUACUUAUUCAGCACAUUUUUAAUUGCCUGUUUAGUUUCCUCAGCAUAUUCUCAUUCAGUUACACAGCAGGAUGGCGAUGCUAUACACCUUGAGAAUGUUGACGGUGAAGGGAAAAGCUUUGAGCGACUACUAACUCGAACUAAAAGGAGUAAUGGUCGUUGGACUGCACAACAAGUUAUUGAAUGCAUUUUUGCUAUAUUCCUUCCACCCGUUGCAAUUAUUAUUCACGGAGGACGUGAAUGGGUUUUGCAUUUUAUCAUAAAUAUUGUUUUGACUAUUAUUGGAUGGAUUCCUGGAGUUAUACACGCACUUUGGUAUUGCUUCUUUAGUUGA
Meloidogyne enterolobii is the source of this 361-nucleotide messenger RNA. Lineage: Eukaryota; Metazoa; Nematoda; Chromadorea; Rhabditida; Meloidogynidae. The record is from the annotation of a GenBank genome assembly.